AUGGCUCCUCAGACCCUUGCAGAGAAGGCUAAGGCCAAACUUCAGGCUGUACUGGAGGAUCCCAACAGAAACGAUUCUAGCUCCUAUAAACAGAGAGUCAUGACUACCAAGACACCUGCUACCGGCUCCGAUUGGACUAAUAGCUGGGUCCGGAGAAAUAGUAAUGAUCGCCGAGCUAGUGUUGGAAGCGACGGCUCGACUGGAUCGCCUGUACGACGCAGGUCAAGCUUCCAGGAAUGGUUAUAUCCUUCUGCACGCUGA
Messenger RNA from Fusarium sp. VM40, 261 nucleotides. The record is from the annotation of a GenBank genome assembly. NCBI's taxonomy places the organism in Eukaryota, Fungi, Ascomycota, Sordariomycetes, Hypocreales, Nectriaceae.